AUUUUUUGAUUUUUCCUCUUCUUGUCUCCCUACUUUCUUGUCUAUAUAUUAAAACCCCGCCUUGUGUCAGAUACAUAUACUCAGAUCUCCAUCUGAGAGCAAUAAAAUUCUUCAUCGGUUGAGCGACCCGCCAACUAUCCGACCCGUAUACGAAUGGCGAACCCAUCUUCUUCAGUUCCCGCGACACCACUGCUGAAAGAUGAGCUCGAUAUUGUGAUCCCCACAAUCCGAAACCUGGAUUUCUUGGAGCAGUGGAGGCCGUUCUUCCAGCCGUACCAUCUUAUCAUCGUUCAAGACGGAGACCCGUCGAGGACGAUCCAGGUACCAGAUGGGUUCGACUACGAGCUUUACAACCGCAAUGACAUCAACCGGAUUCUGGGUCCCAAAGCCUCCUGCAUUUCCUUCAAGGACUCCGCUUGCCGCUGCUUUGGUUACAUGGUCUCUAAGAAGAAGUACAUCUACACUAUUGAUGAUGACUGCUUUGUUGCCAAAGAUCCAUCUGGGAAAGAAAUCAAUGCACUAGAGCAGCACAUCAAGAACUUGCUGUCCCCCGCAACACCGUUUUUCUUCAACACUUUGUAUGAUCCAUACCGAGAUGGUGCAGAUUUUGUCCGCGGAUACCCAUUCAGUCUCCGUGAAGGUGCACCGACUGCUGUCUCACAUGGACUUUGGCUUAAUAUACCUGACUAUGAUGCGCCUACCCAGCUUGUCAAACCUCGCGAAAGAAACACUAGGUAUGUUGAUGCAGUUUUGACAAUACCAAAAGGCACUCUCUUUCCCAUGUGCGGUAUGAAUUUGGGAUUUGACCGUGAACUGAUUGGCCCUGCUAUGUAUUUCGGACUCAUGGGCGAUGGCCAGCCCAUCGGACGUUAUGAUGACAUGUGGGCUGGGUGGUGCAUCAAGGUGAUCUGUGACCACUUUGGGUGGGGUGUAAAGACCGGGCUGCCCUACAUCUGGCACAGCAAAGCAAGCAACCCAUUUGUGAACCUGAAGAAGGAAUACAAGGGCAUUUACUGGCAAGAGGAGAUCAUCCCAUUUUUCCAGUCCGUCACCCUCCCAAAGGACUGCAACACAGUCCAGAAAUGUUACCUUGAGCUCUCCAAACAAGUAAAGGCCAAGCUGGGCAAGGUUGAUGAUUACUUCACCAAUCUAGGAGAUGCCAUGGUUACAUGGAUCGAAGCUUGGGAUGAGCUUAACCCAACUGGCCCUGCCUUGAAGGCUAAGUUGCCCAAUGGAGCCCCCUCCAAUUAAGCUGGCAUCAUACAUGUAUUAGAGAAUUAAUCCCAACUAUGUUCGGUUGGUAAUGUUGAAUUUAUUAUGUUGUCACACUAUCUUUUAUAUGUAGGGAGUAUCGUUUUUUUAAUUUAAAAAACUACAUGUUUUGAUGCCUGAAUUUAAUUUAAUACACUGAGUAUGUUCUUGGCGAG
Molecule: messenger RNA, 1427 nt
Organism: Cuscuta epithymum
Lineage: Eukaryota; Viridiplantae; Streptophyta; Magnoliopsida; Solanales; Convolvulaceae
Source: the annotation of a GenBank genome assembly